AUGUACUACACAAAGUAUGAUAGUGAAGCCAAAGUGUGGGAAGGACCGGAGGAUUAUAGGUCCUUCUUCCAUCCAAGCAUCAGUGCAGGUCAGGCGAUUCUGCACUUGCUGAGCAUUAAGCCAGAUCGCGUGAACUUAAUCAGUGCUGAUGACGGAUCAAGCUUGACAAAUGCGCAAGUUUACGCGGCCGCUCUUAAGAUUGCCUGGAAUCUCAGGACACGAGGAUGUGCCAAAGGAGAUGUCGUGGUCUUCAUCAUGAGAAACAGUCUCUACGUGACAUCUGCCAUCCUUGGAUCGCUCUACAUCGGGGCUCCGAUCAGUGGACUCGAUCCUGCUUUCUCCAAGAAGGAACUUCUUCACUCCUUCACAAUGACGAAGCCGAAGUUUGUUUUCUGCGAUGACACUGAAGUGAAUUUGAUUCAGGACGUCAUCCUGGAAUUGGGCACAGACACUCAAAUCAUCGUCGUGGGCAAGAAGAUUCCCGAAUUGCUUCACCUUGAUGACUUUCUCUUGGGUGACUUGAAGGACGAUGGCAUUCAGAAGCUCAUUUUCCACCCUCCAAGAGUGUCUGAGGCUGACGUUUCGGCCAUUGUGUGCACUUCGGGAACAACUGGGUUCUCCAAAGGCAUCAUCAUGUCUCACGAAGUCUACCUCACGACGUUUAAUGUGCCCAGAAUCGUGGACUUCAUCAACGAAGGGGAUGCGUUCAUGAGCUACAGCACUGCUUACUGGUGCACAUUUCACAUCGCGCUCCUGAGCGGCGCUCUGAAGGGCGGCGUGAGGAUCAUCACCAGGGAUCCGUUCACGCCGUCGGGCUUCCUGAAGAUCGCCAAGCAGUACAACUUGUCCUACUUCAUGUCCACGCCCAUUCACGCCGGUCUGCUGCUCAAGCAUCCGGACUUCCAGCCGAACUGUCUGCCCAAUCUCAAGUACUACGGCUGCAUGGGCAGCGCUUUGUCGCACGCGCUGGCCACUGAUCUGCAGCAGCAUCUGCCCAGCGCGAAGAUAGCCAACUUCUACGGCAUGAACGAAGUGGGCUCGAUCACGACGCACGUCUUCGAUCCCGCGAUCACUGCCCUGGGCGUGCUGACAGAGGGCGUCACGGCAAUGAUCCUCGACGAGGAUGGACAGCGGAUGGACGUGGGCGAGCAGGGGGAGAUCUGCGUGAAGACCAUCAGCCAAUUCACGGGCUACUGCGGCAAUCCCGACGCCAUGAAGGAGGUGAUCGACGACGACGGCUGGGUGCACACCGGAGACGUGGGCUUCUUCGACCAGGACGGCUAUCUGCACUACGUGGAGCGCAAGAAGGAGAGCAUCAAGUACAAGCUGUACCACGUGGCGCCCGGCGAUGUGGAGCAGGUGAUCGAGAAGCACCCGGCCGUCUUCCAAGUCGCCCUGGUCGGCAUUCCCGAUCCGCUGUGCAUCGAUCUGCCGGCGGCGGCGGUGGUGAAGAAGGACGGCUGCCACGUCACCGAACAGGAGAUCAUCGAGCUCGUCGACAGCAACGUGAUGGACGCAAUGAGGCUGCGCGGCGGCGUCUUCUUCAUGGACAAUCUGCCAAUGACGCCAUCCGGAAAGGUGAAGAAGAACGUGAUCAGGAACAGAGUCACUGAGUUGUACAACGAGAGGAAGACAACUAGGAAUUGAGGUGUUUCCACUCACUGUUAAUUUAUGCGAUUGAUCAGUAAAAUAAAUUAUUAAUU
Messenger RNA from Phlebotomus argentipes, 1703 nucleotides. RefSeq lists its product as uncharacterized. Gene Ontology annotation, molecular function: long-chain fatty acid-CoA ligase activity. Lineage: Eukaryota; Metazoa; Arthropoda; Insecta; Diptera; Psychodidae. The transcript is spliced from 3 exons. Gene Ontology annotation, biological process: fatty-acyl-CoA biosynthetic process; long-chain fatty acid metabolic process. The record is from RefSeq and is a predicted model, not a curated record. The coding region runs from base 1 to 1647 and encodes 548 amino acids.